AUGCCUGAAGACACAGAGUUCCCACCUGCUUUGCAACUCAUUGUUCAGCCCGGCGAAGACGACAUUGCUGCAAGGAGUGAUGGCGAACGCAUGCAAGUGGGCGCCCAUGGGAGACGGCAAUUCCAGGAGCUCUGGCUCUGGGGUUCAAGUUACCACAAGGCAACGACACCCACCUUCAACGCCCAAGCACAUGGCCCAUCACACUCGACACAGUCCCUAUUGCCAUCAGGCGAGGAACUGAAGCCGCAUGUCGCAGCUGUCCGUAUGUUAGAAAUUGGUUUGGUCAUUGCGGAUGAACCAGAUCGGUACAAGGUCACAGGUCAUUCACGAGACAAGAUUCUAGAGCAACAAAAAAGGAACCGUCAUAUCCUGACUCGCGAUGGAAAUUUAUUCCGAACCUACAUCAAGGCAGGCGUCUACAUUCAACCACAAGCAAAGACAUUUGGAGAUUCCGUUGAGAAGAACAUCAAGGCCAGAGAAAAGAUCAUCCCAAGAGCGAUCAAAUACUACGCAGCCGACAUCAAAGAAAAAGAGCCCAAGUCUAACAAUGAUGAUGCUGACACUACCGCUACUGGGUCAAAGUUACUAACCCUUGCCACUACUGCUUCCGAUCAUUUAGAGGACGUCCAAACGGAGUACCAACCAUUUUUCAGUCAAUACUGUGCUGCUGACAACAACGGCAAAACUGCUUUCCUGGCCUUUGACCAAGACAGUUCCCUCAGUGAUGAAGACAUCGCCAGUCUGAUUGAGGAAUUCGAGCAAUUCAAGCCCCAGGUAUAA
Molecule: messenger RNA, 780 nt
Organism: Fusarium venenatum
Lineage: Eukaryota; Fungi; Ascomycota; Sordariomycetes; Hypocreales; Nectriaceae
Source: RefSeq, a predicted model, not a curated record